Oryza sativa Japonica Group (Japanese rice) is the source of this 2068-nucleotide messenger RNA. RefSeq lists its product as uncharacterized. The record is from RefSeq and is a predicted model, not a curated record. NCBI's taxonomy places the organism in Eukaryota, Viridiplantae, Streptophyta, Magnoliopsida, Poales, Poaceae.
UGUUUGCAUCCGGGAUGCACUAAAUUUUUUUCCGCAUCGUCUUCCUCGUCGAGUCGUCGUCUCCCCGCCGUCUCGUGCCCCAUUCGCCGCAGAAAUCCCUAGCUUCCACGAUCCGAAGAAUCCCUAACCACUCCACGAUCCCCUCCCUGCUUCUCCGAUCAAUGGCUGAUCAGCCUCGGCGGCGAUGGGCGGCGGCGGACGACGACGUCCUGCACGAGGUCGCCCGCCGCAUCCCGUGCGAGCUCGAUCGCCGCCACAUGAGUCGCGUGUGCAACUCCUGGCGCGUGGCGCUCGCGAAGCUCGAGGCCCCGGCGCCGCCGCCUCCGCUCCCGUGGCUCGCCCUCCCUGAGUCCGACGACGGGCUGCCCGCCACCGUCUCCUGCAUCCUCAGCGGCUGCCGCGCCCACGCCUUCUCCGUCCUUCAAGGCGCACACGGCGCGCGCUACUUCGGUUCGUACGACGGCGGAUGGCUCUUCCUCGCCGUCGGCGGCCAAGCUCGACGCCAAGCCCUCCUCAACCUCAAGAUCGACGGCUUCCAGACCCUCGACCUCCCCAACCUGGCCCGCGUCAACUCAGUGUACCCGAAUGAAGUGAAUCCGAACGGUGACCGUGAGAUGGCCAUCGUCGCCGCCACCCUCUCGUGCCAGCCAACUGAACAAGGAUGCAUCGUCGCCGGCAUCAUCGAAUCAUCCCCCAACCUCGUCGCCGUUGGCCAUGUCACUCGGAGCAUUGCGUUCUGGCGCAUGGGCGAUCAGGUGGUCUUACCGGUUUUCUGGGCACUGGAGAAGGACAACCCAUUGAUGUGGCUAGAAGAAGUGGAGGACCUCCUAUGCCACAAUGGAGCCUUCCAUUUCCUCACCCGAGUGGAAGACGUCCUUGCGUGCGAAGAACCACCGGUCUUCUACAGAGAUUCAGUGAGCCUGGUCCCGGUAAACAUGUUCUUCCUGCCGCGCGUCCACGACGAGGACGAGACGGUUCUUGCUCGCUACCUCGUGGGGUCCGGCAAGAAGCUGCUCAUGGUGGUCAGGCUAGCUAGUGGCCGGGGUCAGCGGCGCACGACGUCGGCGUUCCGGGUGUUCCAGAAGGAAAAGUUCAACACCGUCGAAGAAGACGAGCCGUCCCAGAAUCGCUCUGCUCAUUUUGAGUACUACUGGAGCGAGCUGGACCUGGACGAGCUCGAUGGCCGGAUGCUGUUCGUCGGACGAGGCUGCUCCAGAUCCUACGAGGCGGGUGAUGGCAGGUACCCCGGCAUGGGGGAGGGCGUCUACUUCUUGGAUGAUCCGAGCAUCCACCAGAUGAUCAGCGGUGAUGCACCCAAACAGCCGUACCUCUGCAGCGACAACGGCAAAUGGUCGAAAGCACCAACUGAUCCCCAGGGCCAGGUCGAGCGCUGCUUCCCGGAGCGAGGCCCAUCGAUCCACUCGCCUCCGGUUUGGAUUCUCCCUUGAGUUGAGAUCGACGACAGGUUUUCGAUCGGCAAACGUUGCGCGAUCAACAAGGUCAAGUUAAUUAGUUUCAUGCCUUGAUCUACAUUGUGUCGUUUGCUUCUUCUCGCUGAGUUCAAUGGUACUGGCCAGAGUUUGUUUGUGGUGUACUCCGUAAGCACUAAGCAUAAGCUGAUGAUGAACAGGAUCAGAUGAUACUUGCUGUUGGUUCAGUACCAUUCUUCAUUGCGUUUCAGUGCAUUCAGCUACACUCUGUUCUGUUCAAUUUGCAAUUCCGAUUCAAGAUUAUGUCGCCGAUUAGUAGAUAGACAGAAUGGCCUGCAUUUGUUUCUGGCGUAAGCUAGUGAUGAAGCAGGAAUGCUGCAAAAUGAUACUGUACUACCUGCUGUUGCCUGCCUGUUGGUUCAUGUGAAGUGACUCGGUGCAUUCAACUACACUUUACUCUCUUCAACUUGCUUUUCAGUUCAAGCUUCUUUAAGUUGUACUGAAAUUUUAAUCUGCAUCUCAAACUCUGUGGAAUAUUAUAGAUGUGAUAAUCUGUGACACCUGCAGAUUGUACUGCUUCUUUAUGAUAGCUAGUUGCUGGCAUGAUGAUCAUAUUACACUGCUAAUAAUCUACACUA